CUUUCUAUUCAGUGUAAACGGAAGUGAACAGUGACCAAUAACGAUUUCCCUGUUAGCGUUUUUAUUGUUGUUAUUUAGACGUUUAUUAACACACUGGAACUUAAAAUAUGACUAAUUUACUUGCACAACAUCACAUACGUACCUAAGGUAGUGUUUAAAUCACGUUGGAGACAGGAUUUGGUUGAUAGCUGGCUAGCUGGCUGCUAACUAGCUAAAAAUGGCUAACGUGAACAGUAUGGUUUUUCACACUCAAAUAGCCUCCAUCAUGGAGGUGCUAGCGAAUGCAGCCGUGGCAGAGAUCUGUAAAGUCGUAGACGACGACUAUGCAGUGUUUCGUUUGGAAAUAACUCAAAGCCAGAAAGAAAACAGGGCAUUGCGGAGGAAACUACAGCUACUAGAAUUGAAGGUGUCACGGGAGCGCGCAGAGAGGACAUUGCGGGAGCGCGUCCUCGCCAUUUCCAGUAGUGUCAAGAUCCUCGACCGAUACAGAGGAAUGACAAGAGGCGAAGGACAUCUCACUGGAGGACACAGGAGCUUUGGGAAGCCAGCGGGACACAAUAUAUGGAGAGAUGACCAACCAAUCACUGUUGAUGAGGGGAAUGGAACCUCAUCCCAGCACGUUAUCCUGAUAGAGUCUGCAGAUGCAGAGGCUGCAGGUCCUGGGGUCAAGCAGGAGAAGACUGAAGGAGAGGAGGAACCAUGGCACAGCCGUAACAUCCAGACGGGCGCUCCCCCUGUAGCCACGGAGGACCCCACCACUGCCACCGUGCUACCCAUGACCCGACGCAGCAUCACGGAGGUCAGUGGAACGCCUAUCGCCGUCCUCAAGUCAGAGACAGACACCAAGACAUUAACGGGGCUGGGCUGUCCUGCUCCUCACUCAGAAUAUUUCCAGUACGGUAACCCGAGGACGGUUCUGUCCCAUCAGGACUCAGGUGACACGUUACAGACUGGCAAUGAUCCGUCCUGUUCAUACACAACAGAGAUGAUACCUGGUGACAUGCCUGUGGGCUUAGAUACACAGACUAAUCCAAUGAGAGGGAACUGGAACCAGUACAGUAGUAGUGUAUACUCUGGACGGUGCCUAGAUAAGAAAGGGGAGGGUCUGGUCGUAGAUGAGAUGACUGUGAAAGUGGAGGGCGACGUUCCUGUGACAUGGAAUGCAGACGAGACUCACUUCGGAGAAGGACACUCGCAUGGCAGCUCCAGUGACUUCUUAGACUACAGGGAAAGCUUAGAGACAAAUUUAAAUGUCUCGACCCACUCCCCUUUACACCCAGUAUCCAUGUCGAUGGGGCCUUCCGAUUCACAAGGCUGCAUCCUUUUAGAUCAGGUAUUGAACUCAAACAACCAAACGGCCAAGGUGUGGGGAGAGGGAGCAACAACAGGCGGUAAAGAGAAGCAGUUCUUUUGCAUGUUCUGUAACAAAGGCUUCAGCUGCCCACAGAAGGUCGAGAUCCACCAGAGGGUCCACACAGGGGUGAAACCCUUCAGCUGUACCCAGUGUCAUAUGCGCUUUGCCCAUGCUGGCAACCUGAAGAGGCACCAGCGGUUCCACACAGGGGUAAAACCCUUCAAAUGUACCCAGUGUCACAUGCGCUUCACCCAGGCUGGUGACCUGAAGAGGCACGAGAGGGUCCACACAGGGGAGAAACCCUACAGCUGCCCCCAGUGUGAGAAGAGGUUCUCCCGUCAGGACCAGCUGAAGAUGCACUUGAAGGUCCACACGGGAGAGAAGCCAUUUGCCUGUACACACUGUGGGAAGAGGUUCUCAGAGAGGACCUACCUCAGGAUGCAUCAGCAAAAACACCAUUCAACUCUAUAACAUACAAAGUAACCAUUCCACUCGAUAGCUUCUGACAUUUAGAUCAAACCCUGCAUUAAAGACUAAGAUGAAUGGUCAUUGUUGUCAGCAGAAAAGAUCCAUAGAUCCAUAGCAGAAAAGAUCCAUAGAUACAUUUGGAAUAAAGAGAGUAACAGAUUUCAGUGUUGAAUAUUCCUGGGUAGAAUUUUGCAUCCCGUCAAAAAUAAAGGGAACACUUAAACAACACAAUGUAACUCCAAGUCAAUCACACUUCUGUGAAAUCAAACUGUCCACU
This is a messenger RNA of Oncorhynchus tshawytscha (Chinook salmon), 2099 nucleotides long. Its product is annotated as oocyte zinc finger protein XlCOF7.1. Gene Ontology annotation, biological process: regulation of transcription by RNA polymerase II. The record is from RefSeq and is a predicted model, not a curated record. Bases 218 to 1825 code for a protein of 535 amino acids. Lineage: Eukaryota; Metazoa; Chordata; Actinopteri; Salmoniformes; Salmonidae. The transcript has 3 exons. Gene Ontology annotation, cellular component: nucleus. Gene Ontology annotation, molecular function: RNA polymerase II cis-regulatory region sequence-specific DNA binding; DNA-binding transcription factor activity, RNA polymerase II-specific.